UUCUACUUAUCAGACUAUUUUCUAAUUGAAACAUACAAUACAGCUACAGUUUUUUGUUUGUUUUCCCUUUUAGCAGUUACACUUUGGAAUCAUGAACACCGCCAGCCUGGUUGUUAUCGCUGUCGCAGUCAUCUGUGGCGUCAGUGCGUUCGUCUGCCCAAGAUGUACUCACCCUAACGACCCAAACUCAUGCACCGAGACACACAACUGCACCAACGCCAAUCAAGACACCUGUCAUCUUAACAUCAACACAGUCAACGGCCACAGUAGAGUACAAUAUGUCUGUCAGAUUGCUGCUAACUGUCAUCUGCACGAGACUCAGCAUUGUGACCUGACAGUUGACGGACACUGCAUCUUCUGCUGUGAUUCUAUCGCUGCAUGCAAGGUACAGAGAGACGGACUCUUCCCAAGCUCUGGCAGAUAAAGAACUUCAAUCCUGAGAUCUUUUCUACACAAAUGUAACGUCUCUGUGGAAAAGUUAUUUAUAUUUUGAUUUACAUAAAAAGAUGAAUUAAUACAUUUAAAAAAAAAACAAA
This is a messenger RNA of Biomphalaria glabrata, 536 nucleotides long. RefSeq lists its product as uncharacterized. The record is from RefSeq and is a predicted model, not a curated record. NCBI's taxonomy places the organism in Eukaryota, Metazoa, Mollusca, Gastropoda, Planorbidae. The transcript is spliced from 5 exons. The coding region runs from base 92 to 424 and encodes 110 amino acids.